AUGAAGUUCCUUGUUCUUCUCCUUCUCACCAUCAUCGCCUUCUCGAAUUGUGAAGAUCUUCAAGUUCUUGUCAAAAACUUCGAAGCCAAGAUCAGAUCCCUGAUCGAUGCUAAAAACUUCGAUGGUCUUUCGAAGUAUCUUGCAGAUCAUAUGAAAUUCAGAGUAAAUGAAAUUCAAGGAGGUCCAAAACAAGAUUUCAUCAAUUAUUCGAAAAAUGGAACAUUUGUGAUGUUCAAUGGAGUUGGUCCCAAAGAUAUUCCAGAAAUCAAAGCAUAUGAAGAAAACAGUCUAAUUUAUGUUGAUCGAAAUUUGACAGGAGGAAGACACGUCAAUUACUUGAUCGAAAAACAAAACGGAACCGAGUUUGGCUAUCUUAUGAAUCAUUAUUUUGACUACAAAAGUUCUGCUAAGUUCUGA
Molecule: messenger RNA, 417 nt
Organism: Caenorhabditis angaria
Lineage: Eukaryota; Metazoa; Nematoda; Chromadorea; Rhabditida; Rhabditidae
Source: the annotation of a GenBank genome assembly